Melitaea cinxia (Glanville fritillary) is the source of this 3051-nucleotide messenger RNA. RefSeq lists its product as uncharacterized. The transcript is spliced from 9 exons. Gene Ontology annotation, molecular function: TFIIIC-class transcription factor complex binding. Gene Ontology annotation, biological process: RNA polymerase III preinitiation complex assembly. Bases 185 to 2830 code for a protein of 881 amino acids. Gene Ontology annotation, cellular component: transcription factor TFIIIB complex. NCBI's taxonomy places the organism in Eukaryota, Metazoa, Arthropoda, Insecta, Lepidoptera, Nymphalidae. The record is from RefSeq and is a predicted model, not a curated record.
AUGUCACAGACUUCAUGCUUCAUGUUAUGUAGUUGACAGCUGAGUGUUCACGUUAUUGACUUUUUAAAAACUGGAUUUAAAAAAAUAUAUAAAUUAUAUAUAUUAUUUUAAUACAAUUAUUUUGAUGUUCCAGCUGUACUGAACUUUUUUUAACAAACAACACGUAUAUUUAUCGAAUUUCAUCAUGUCUACUAGAAGAGUGAAGAUGAAAGUUUCUGCCUCGUUGCCACCAAGAAGAAAAAAUCCCGAAACAGCUGAUACAAAUAAAAAGAAAAAAGAUCUUUCUGAUAGAAUUGCUAAAAGCCCUAAGACCCCUAAAUUAAGUACUGAAGACCAAGAAAUUUCACCGCAAGCACAAACUACCUCUGUUUCUAUAAUAGUAAGUAACAAAGCAACUCCUGCUAAAGUAGUACAGACGCCAAAAGAACAGGCAACGAUUGAACAAGCUAAUUUAAGUAAAAGUCCUCAAAAAGACAGCUCUUCAUUGGCAGUAAACGAAAAUUCCACAAAUUCUACUGAUAACGUUUUUGCAUCACCGCUUCUUAAGCUCCAAGGCUCAAAUAGUCCUAAACGAACAUUUGUAUCACCGAUCAUACCGUCACCAAAAAUUAAUAAAAACUCAGAUGUACAGAAACCACCUACUCCUCACAGAAAUAUCACACCCCCUAUAGUUCAAAGAAUUAAUGAAAAUAGCACACCACAUAUUGCGAAAAGUAUAUCAACGCCAAAAAUAAAUAAAAGCUUAGAUCAACAAAAUCCACCUAUUCCUCAGAGAAAUAUCCUAAACCCUGUAGCUCAAGAAAUGAAGGAAAAUAGUGUACCACAAAUUACAAAAAGUAUAUCAACACCAAAAGUUGAUGAGAGCUUAGAGCUACAGAAACCACUUACUCCUCAGAAAAAUAUCUCGACUUCUAUAGCUCAAAAAAUUCAUGAAAACAGUGAACUUCAAAUUACAGAAAAUAUUAUCAGCAACAUAAAGCAUAACAGUAGACUUAAAACGAGUCAUAGAGAAAAUGCUUGCUAUUUUCUAGACAAUUCUAUGAAUAUAACUGAAAAUUUAAACGAAGAGGCAAUGGAUGGAAUAGUACCACUUCAAUCAGCUAAAAGUUUACACAAGCCUAUAGACUUGUUGAAGAGUGAAAUAAUAUCAGAGAAUGCAGAAGUAUUGUUUGACCCUAUUGUACCUUUGCCAUCUCCAACGAAAGUGAGACACAAGUUACGACCAGCUCCAAGAUUAGGUCCUCAGAGGAGAAAUAGUAUUCAAGGAAGUGCAAGUGAGUCAGAAGAUGAAAGUCGUCGGAAUCUUGCGUCAAGUUCGUCACGGCAACGACACGAUUCAAGUACAUCACAUAACACUCACCAAUCUGUACCAAACAGGGAAGUUAGUCGUGUCAGAAAUGAUUCUGUUUGCUCAAGUGUUAGCCAGGUGACUGCACAGCUGCCUCCAACAGGGUCACCACUUAAGGACAAGCAAAAUAAAACAAAACGCCAAGAGGUGAGCCGCCGAAUGGCAACAAUGAGGAGGCGACGUGAAAACAUAAAACGUGAUACCCUCACAAUGUACGACCUUAUCUUCUACAACCCUACUACAAAUCCUAUUGUGCCAAAUGAAGAUGAAAUAAAAAUACAGGAAGCAAAUGCAAGAGAGGAAUUAGAGAGGAGUAAAACGGAAGAUGUUGUUGUUGAACCUGAACCAUCGCAAGAAACUAUGGCCCCAGCGCCUCAGAUUAAAUUAGGACCACAGGGCGAAAUAAUACUUGAUGAAGAAAGCUUGGUGAUAAAACAAACGGACAGCGGUCGCAAGAUAACGUCCGUGGUACAUGAGGGCGCGUGGAUAGGCGGGGGCGGGUUCAAGUACAAGAAGGUGACGCGCGCGGCGGAGUGGAGCGCGGCCGAGACCGUGCGCUUCUACCGCGCGCUCGCCGCCGUCGGGACCGACUUCACGCUCAUGGCGGCGCUGUUCCCCGACCGCGCCAGGAGGGAGCUCAAGCUGAAGUUUAAAAAAGAAGAGAAGCUAAACGGAGCUCAAGUAGACAAAGCAUUACAAGCUAAAGUACCCUGGGACUUGAUGAAACUGAAACAUGAGUUCAAAGAAGAACGAAUAGAGGCUAAAAAGCGAGCGGAAAAAGAACGGGAGAGGCUACAAGAAAAGAAGAAAGCAGAAAGAGAACGUUUGAAAGCUGCCCGCGAAAUGGGUGUGAGACAAAGUAAAGGAGCAAAGGCAUUGGAAUCGGCCAUGUUGCCGGGCAUGAGCACCAAUCACAGAGACGCCAUCACAGCAGAAGAUAUAAUCGAACGGGCAACACGUACUAAAGUUCAACGAAAACGGAAAUGUACUACUGAAACAUCGACAGCAGAGACUUCAACAUUAAAUCUAGCAACAUUAACACCCAUCAGUAAAGCAAAGGUUCAAAAUAAUCCAUCGGAAGUCGAUACACCGAAAAUGGCAACACCCAAUUUGCAAAUUAAAACGCCAGAUUUACUAAACGGCGUUCCUCAAAUACCAUCUAAUAUUGAAACUGGUUCUUUAGUCGUAUUAACUGUAAAUGAUCCUUCAUCUCCUGCAAAGAAAAUGUUACAAACGUACAUAGUCCACGGACCUGGUAAACUGACGCCGGUCGCUUUACCCACUGUUUUAUUGAAUUCUGUAGUCGGUUACAUGAAGAAGAAUACUCCAACUAGGACAUUUUCCCCGUCAUCACAAAUUAUGUCUCCAAGUAGUGUUACUAGCCACGAUAGUCGGACUAGUAGUACUCAAGGUGGUAUUUCAGUGUUGCCAGAUUCAACUAAACGUCAGAGGCAUAACUCCUUUACGAUAACACAGCUUUAAUUAGUUGAUAAGUUUAAGAUUUUAUUGUAAUUAAGUGUAUUUAUUGUCUCUAGACUGCUUAUUCGCCGAUAAUUACACUUAUUGCAAAAUGAAGUACCUUAUGUACCUAUUAUUAUAAUUAUGUACCUAAUAUAGUAUUCAUUAGAAAAUGCUUAUUAGAUUGUGAUAUCAUUUUGAAGUAAAUAUACUCGUUUAAAGGAUUAAUUCGGGCAAAGAAGGGA